AUGGAAAUUACCAAGCUUUUCAUAGCCCUUCUCAUCCUUCAAGCUGUUUUCCCAUCACAAAGUUCUAUGGAAGCAGCUCCUUCAAGCUCAAACCUCUUCAGAGAAUACAUAGGAGCAGAGUUCAACAAUGUCAAGUUCACCGAUGUCCCCAUUAACCCAAAUGUGGAUUUCCAUUUCAUUCUCUCCUUUGCCAUUGACUAUGACACCUCAAGCUCUCCCUCUCCCACUAAUGGGAAGUUCAAUGUGUUCUGGGACUCUGAUAAUCUGAGCCCCUCUCAAGUUUCUUCUAUCAAAAAUCAGCACUCAAAUGUCAAAGUGGGCUUAAGCCUCGGAGGGGAUAGUGUGGCUAAUGGCUAUGCUUACUUCAAUCCUUCCUCUGUAGAUUCUUGGGUCUCAAAUGCUGUUUCUUCACUCACAGAUAUCAUCAAACAGAACAAUCUUGACGGAAUCGAUAUCGACUACGAACACUUCAAAGCUGAUCCCGAUACCUUCGCUGAAUGCAUCGGGAGGCUUAUAACAACCCUCAAGAACAAUGGGGUAAUCUCAUUUGCUUCAAUUGCUCCAUUUGAUGACGACCAAGUUCAAAGCCAUUACCAAGCUUUGUGGAAGAGUUAUGGACACCUUAUCGAUUACGUUAACUUCCAAUUUUACGCUUACGAUCAAGGAACCACAGUGGAUCAGUUCAUGAACUAUUUCAAGACACAGAGCUCCAACUAUAAUGGUGGUAAGGUCUUGGUGAGCUUUAUCAGUGAUGGAAGUGGUGGGUUAUCACCAUCUGAUGGCUUCUUCACUGCUUGCCAUAGGCUUAAGGGUGAGCAGCAACUUCAUGGUAUCUUUGUGUGGUCUGCUGAUGACUCUAAGGCUAAUGGCUUCCGCUACGAGAAGCAAUCACAGGCUUUGCUAGCCAUUCACAACUAGUUCUUCUACUGUAUAUUUGAAAUAUAUCCCCUGUAUACUUGCAUGUGUGUUCAGCUCUUCUUAUGUGAGAGCUCUGUAUGCACUAUGUUUAUCAA
Messenger RNA from Tripterygium wilfordii, 1013 nucleotides. RefSeq names its product chitinase 2-like. Gene Ontology annotation, molecular function: hydrolase activity, hydrolyzing O-glycosyl compounds. The record is from RefSeq and is a predicted model, not a curated record. NCBI's taxonomy places the organism in Eukaryota, Viridiplantae, Streptophyta, Magnoliopsida, Celastrales, Celastraceae. Gene Ontology annotation, biological process: carbohydrate metabolic process. The transcript has a single exon. Bases 1 to 918 code for a protein of 305 amino acids.